AUGUUUCAGGGAUCGAAAGGGAAAACAAUGAAAUGGGGAACAUUGCUUAAGGACUUAAGAGAGAAGGUCGGUCUCACUCAAUCGCCGUCGUCUUCUUUUUCUGCUUCUGCCACUGCUUCUUCUUCUUCUUCGUCGUCGGCGGCGGCUCUCUCUUCCAAUAACAAUGCUAAUUCAGCUCUUCACGGCUCGUAUUCUCCUUCAAGGAGUGGUUUAGAGUAUAGCCUCUGGUUGCAUUGCCUUGGCUAUUGUUAUAUUGAUGUCAUUUUCAUCACAUUCAUGGCACUAUGUUGGGAAGUCCUAAGUCAUUAUAGAGACAAACAUGAAUUGGAAUUGGACUUCAAGAGAUUUUGGGAAGAGUUCCGGUCAUCCAGCUCUGAAAAGGAGAAAGAAGCGGCCUUGAAUUUAACUGUAGAUGUUUUUUGUAGAUUAGUAAAGCAGCAUGCAAAUGUAACUCAAUUAGUUACCAUGUUAGUUGAAACACAUAUAUUCUCAUUUGUCCUUGGAAGAGCAUUUGUAACAGAUAUUGAGAAGCUAAAAAUUAGCAGCAGAACAAGAUAUUUGGAUGUAGAAAAAGUACUGAAGUUUUUUUCAGAAGUCACAAAGGAUGACAUCAGUCCUGGUUCAAAUUUGUUAACUGCUUUACAAGUCCUUGCUUCUGGGCCUAUUGAUAAGCAAUCUCUCCUGGAUUCGGGGAUAUUGUGCUGUCUCAUUCAUAUUCUCAAUGCCCUUCUGAAUCCUGAUGAAGCCAAUCAAAAUCAAAGGGCUACUGAUCGUGAAGAACCAAAUUUAGCUGAGAAAAAAUAUGAUGGUGAUGCCAGUCAAGUCCGUCGGCUUGAGGUAGAGGGGAGUGUUGUGCAUAUUAUGAAAGCACUGGCAAACCAUCCUUUGGCAGCACAAAGUUUGAUUGAGGACGAUUCACUUCAGUUGCUCUUUCAGAUGGUUGCGAAUGGCUCUUUGACAGUCUUCUCUCGAUAUAAGGAGGGCCUGGUUCUGGUGCACAUCAUACAGCUUCAUAGACAUGCUAUGCAGAUUCUUGGUCUUCUUUUGGUCAAUGACAAUGGGAGCACAGCAAAAUAUAUUCGCAAACAUCAUCUGAUAAAAGUUCUUUUAAUGGCCGUUAAAGAUUUCAAUCCUGAUUGUGGUGAUUCUACAUACACUAUGGGCAUUGUGGAUUUGUUGCUUGAAUGUGUGGAAUUGUCAUAUAGGCCUGAGGCUGGUGGUGUCAGGCUUAGGGAGGAUAUACAUAAUGCCCAUGGUUAUCAGUUCCUCGUUCAGUUUGCUUUAAAACUUUCCUCGAUUGCUAAGAGUCAGGGGUUCCAUUCUGUUCAAUUUAGAUCUUCAGACCAAAAUUCUGCUUCAGCUGGUUCCCAUGCACUGGAUGCUGUAGACAUGCAGGAUGCCAUGGGAGAAAAGGACCCCUUAACGCAACAACUUUCUCCCACUCUGUCUCGAUUGCUUGAUGUUCUUGUUAAUCUAGCGCAAACUGGCCCAACUGAAUCUCCAGGAUAUUCUGGCAAAGGUUCGAAAUCUUCUCAUACCAGGUCUAGUGGCCAUAGCAGAAGUCGUACACCAUCUUCAGACAGAUUGGCUGAUGAAGUUUGGGAAAAGGACAAUCAUAAAGUUAAAGACCUUGAAGCAGUUCAGAUGUUGCAGGACAUUUUCCUCAAAGCAGAUAACAGGGAGUUGCAAGCAGAAGUUCUAAACAGAAUGUUCAAAAUAUUUUCAAGUCAUCUUGAAAACUACAAGUUGUGCCAGCAGUUACGGACUGUUCCACUUUUCAUCCUAAAUAUGGCCGGUUUUCCUCCAUCUUUGCAAGACAUACUUUUAAAAAUUCUCGAGUAUGCUGUGACUGUUGUGAAUUGCGUUCCGGAGCAAGAAUUACUUUCACUUUGUUGCUUGUUGCAGCAACCAAUAUCAUCAGAAUUAAAGCACACCAUACUUUCUUUCUUUGUUAAACUUUUAUCCUUUGACCAGCAGUACAAAAAGGUCCUCCGAGAAGUUGGUGUCCUGGAAGUUUUGUUGGAUGAGCUGAAGCAGCACAAGUUACUUUUGGGUUCAGACCAUCAAAGUGGAAAUUCUAAUCAGUUGGAGAGAAAGUCCAGCUCAAGCAGCUUUAAAAAGCACUUGGACAAUAAGGAUGUCAUUAUUUCAUCACCCAGACUUGUGGAAUCUGGUUCAGGGAAGCUUCCUAUAUUUGAAGUUGAUGGUACAGUUGCUAUUGCGUGGGAUUGUAUGGUCUCAUUAUUAAAGAAAGCGGAAACUAAUCAGUCGUCUUUCCGUUUGGCUAAUGGUGUAACUGUGGUUCUCCCUUUUCUUGUGUCUGAUAUACACCGUUCAGGGGUGCUUAGGGUGCUGUCAUGUUUGAUCAUUGAAGAUAGUACCCAGGCACAUCCUGAAGAAUUAGGUGUGAUUGUUGAAAUUCUAAAAAGUGAAAUGGUGACCAGUGUUUCGGGAUCUCAAUACAGGCUUCAAAGUGAUGCAAAAUGUGACACUAUGGGGGCCUUGUGGCGUAUUCUGGGAGUUAAUAACUCAGCUCAGAGAGUGUUUGGUGAAGCCACUGGGUUUUCUCUUCUGCUUACCACACUCCAUAGUUUCCAAAGUGAUGGAGAGCAUUCAGAUCGAUCUUCUUUAGUGGUCUACAUUAAGGUGUUUACUUAUUUGUUGCGUGUUGUGACUGCUGGAGUGUGUGAUAAUGCUGUUAAUAGGACAAAGUUGCACACAAUUAUAUCAUCCCAAACUUUCUAUGAUCUUCUAUUGGAGUCUGGCUUACUUAGUGUGGACUGUGAAAAGCAAGUCAUACAAUUAUUGUUUGAACUAGCUCUUGAAAUCGUGCUUCCACCAUUCUUGACAUCAGAAAGUAUUACAUCCUCUGAUGUUCUUGAUAAUGAGUCAUCAAGUUUUUCAAUAAUGACUACAUCAGGUUCAUUUCACCCUGACAAGGAACGAGUGUUCAAUGCUGGUGCUGUUAGAGUUCUUAUUCGUUCAUUACUGCUCUUUACUCCAAAGAUGCAGCUUGAAGUGCUGAGCCUUAUUGGAAGGCUUGCUCGUUCUGGCCCCUUCAAUCAGGAAAACCUCACCUCUGUAGGUUGCAUAGAACUGCUGUUGGAAACCAUUCAACCCUUUCUUUUGAGCUCAUCCCCAAUACUUAAAUAUGCUCUGGAGAUUGUGGAAGUUCUUGGGGCAUACAGGUUAUCUGCGUCAGAACUUCGAAUGCUUAUUCGUUAUGUGUUGCAAAUGAGGCUGAUGAAGUCAGGUUGUAUACUUGUUGACAUGAUGGAAAGGUUAAUUCUCAUGGAGGAUUCAGAAAAUAUUUCUCUGGCACCAUUUGUAGCAAUGGACAUGAGCAAGAUGGGUCACGCUUCAAUUCAGGUCUCUCUGGGAGAAAGAUCAUGGCCUCCAGCUGCUGGUUACUCAUUUGUCUGCUGGUUUCAGUUUCGAAAUCUCUUGAAGUUGCCGGUUAAAGAACCAGAGUCCAAAGCUGGUCCUUCUAAGAGGCGGAGCAGUUCUGCUGGGCAACAUCACGAGCGGCAUGUUCUACGGAUAUUUUCUGUUGGUGCAGCAAAUGAUGAAAAUACAUUCUAUGCAGAACUUUAUCUUCAUGAGGAUGGUGUUCUAACCCUUGCAACCAGCAACUCUUGUUCCUUAUCAUUUUCAGGAUUAGAACUUGAGGAAGGCAGGUGGCAUCACCUUGCAGUUGUACAUAGCAAACCAAAUGCUCUUGCUGGACUGUUCCAAGCCAGUGUUGCUUAUGUGUAUCUUGAUGGAAAGCUGAGACACACUGGGAAACUAGGAUAUUCUCCAUCUCCGGUUGGAAAACCUUUGCAGGUAACAGUGGGGACCCCGGUUACUUGUGCAAGAGUUAGUGACUUGACCUGGAAGGUCCGUUACCUUUUUGAGGAGGUGCUCACCUCAGGUUGUAUUUGUUUCAUGUACAUUCUUGGUCGAGGGUAUCGAGGGCUCUUCCAAGACACAGAUCUUCUUCGCUUUGUCCCGAACACGGCAUGCGGCGGCGGUAGCAUGGCUAUCUUAGAUACAUUAGAUGCAGACUUGACCUUGGCUUCUCAUACACAGAAAAUUGACGUAGCUAGUAAGCAAGGAGAUUCCAAGGCAGAUGGCAGUGGAAUUGUUUGGGAUUUGGAGAGACUAGGUAAUCUCUCUUUACAGCUCUCUGGAAAGAAGCUUAUAUUUGCAUUUGAUGGAACCUGUGCAGAAGCUAUUCGAGCAUCAGGGGAUUUAUACAUGCUCAAUUUAGUUGAUCCAAUGUCAGCCGCUGCUUCUCCUAUUGGGGGUAUACCCCGUUUUGGGCGUCUUCAUGGGGAUAUUUACCUAUGUAGGCAAUGUGUAAUUGGUGAUACUAUUUGCCCAGUUGGUGGGAUGACAGUUAUCCUGGCCUUAGUUGAGGCUGCUGAGACUAGGGACAUGCUGCACAUGGCCCUUACUUUACUGGCUUGUGCUCUUCAUCAGAAUCCUCAGAAUGUGAGAGACAUGCAGAAAUGCCGGGGAUACCAUUUAUUGGCUCUGUUUUUGCGUCGGCGAAUGUCACUAUUUGACAUGCAAUCUCUUGAGAUAUUUUUCCAGAUUGCUGCCUGUGAAGCAUCUUUUUCGGAACCAAGGAAGUUGAAAUAUAAUCGUACUAAUUUGUUGCCAGCUACAACUAUGCAGGAAACCAGUUUUGAGGAACUUCAUUUGUCCAGGUUCCGUGAAGAAUUUUCUUCAGCUGGAUCUCAAGGAGACAUGGAUGAUUUUUCUGCACAAAAAGAUUCAUUCAGUCAUAUUUCGGAGCUUGAAAGUGCUGAUAUGCCGGCUGAAACCUCAAAUUGCAUCGUCUUGUCAAAUGAAGACAUGGUUGAACAUGUCCUGUUGGAUUGGACAUUGUGGGUGACGGCUCCGGUUUCAAUUCAAAUUGCACUCCUUGGUUUUCUAGAGCAUCUAGUGUCCAUGCACUGGUACAGAAAUCAUAACCUUACUGUUCUGCGCCGAAUAAACCUUGUUCAACAUUUACUAGUUACUCUACAGCGGGGUGAUGUUGAAGUUCCUGUUUUGGAGAAAUUAGUUGUAUUGCUUGGUGUCAUUUUAGAAGAUGGGUUUCUGUCAUCUGAACUAGAACAUGUGGUUAGGUUUGUGAUUAUGACAUUUGAUCCACCUGAACUGACACCCCGACAUCCAAUAACGCGCGAGGCCAUGGGAAAGCAUGUAAUUGUGAGAAACAUGCUGCUUGAGAUGCUUAUUGAUCUGCAAGUAACUAUUAAAUCAGAAGAUUUGCUUGAGCAGUGGCAUAAGAUUGUUUCGUCUAAAUUGAUUACGUAUUUUCUAGACGAAUCUGUUCACCCAACAAGUAUGAGAUGGAUCAUGACUCUUCUUGGUGUCUGUCUUACUUCAUCGCCGACAUUUGCAUUAAAAUUUCGCACCAGUGGAGGUUACCAAGGCUUGGCCCGGGUGCUUCCAAGUUUCUAUGAUUCCCCAGACAUAUAUUAUAUUUUGUUCUGUCUGAUAUUUGGCAGGUCUGUCUAUCCUAGAUUGCCGGAAGUUCGCAUGCUAGACUUUCAUGCCCUUAUGCCAAAUGAUGGAAGUUAUGUGGAACUGAAAUUUGUAGAAUUGUUGGAAUCUGUUAUUACUAUGGCAAAAUCUACGUUUGACAGGUUGAGCAUUCAGUCAAUGCUUGCUCACCAAUCUGGUAAUCUUUCCCAGGUUGGUGCUGGCCUUGUGGCAGAACUUGUGAAUGGAAAUGCAGACAUGGCUGGCGAGCUUCAAGGUGAAGCAUUGAUGCAUAAAACAUAUGCCGCCCGCUUAAUGGGUGGGGAGGCAUCAGCCCCUUUUGCUGCUACUUCAGUCUUGAGAUUUAUGGUUGAUUUGGCAAAAAUGUGCCCCCCUUUCACUUCUGUUUGCAAACGAGCAGAAUUUCUUGAAACCUGCAUUGACCUAUAUUUUUCUUGUGUCAGAGCUGCCCAUGCUGUAAAGAUGGCAAAGGAACUCUCUGUAAAGACAGAAGAGAAGAACUUGAAUGAUUGUGAUGAUACCUGUAGUUCACAGAACACAUUUUCUAGCCUACCACAUGAACAGGAUCAGUCUGCCAAAACCUCCGUUAGUGUUGGAAGCUUCCCUCCUGGUCAGGUAAGUACAAGUUCUGAAGACACGGCUGUUCCCCUAAAUUCUGGGGCUGAUGAUAGAGCAGAUACCAAGGUUACUACAGCCCAGGAGGAAUUACACAAGUCAGUGCAAGGCGAUGCACAAGCUGUUCAGAGCUUAGAUGGUGACAAUGCUGACCAGGUGUCUGCCACCUCCAGCACGAAUGAAUUUAGCUUCCGUAACAUGAAAAUCACCCUGGAGCCCAUUAAACCAACAGAGUCUCAGAGUUCUGCAUCUUUUACCAUGCUUGAUUCUCCCAAUUUAUCGGAGAAGUCUAAUUAUAGACUCCCACUCACACCCUCGCCUUCUCCUGUUCUAGCAUUGACAUCUUGGCUGGGGAGUGCAAGCCCUAAUGACUUCAAAUCUCCCAUAGUUGCCUCUCCUUCCAUUGAUUCUGCUGCGACUACUACUGAAUUUGAUCCAUCUUCAGAAAUGAAGUCUCCUUCUCAAGGGCCUUCUACUGCAAGUACCUUUUUCCCAGCUAGUCCAAAACUGCUUCUUGAAAUGGAUGAUGCUGGCUAUGGAGGUGGUCCUUGUUCUGCUGGAGCUACUGCUGUUUUAGAUUUUAUUGCAGAAGUUCUUUCCGAGUUUGUGACCGAGCAAAUGAAAGUAUCACAGAUUAUAGAGGGCAUAUUGGAAAGUGUUCCACUAUAUGUUGAUGCAGAUUCCAUGUUAGUAUUUCAGGGCUUGUGCCUUAGCAGACUGAUGAACUUUCUAGAGAGACGUCUCUUGCGUGAUGAUGAAGAAAAUGAGAAAAAGCUGGAUAAAAGUCGUUGGUCCUCAAAUUUGGAUUCAUUAUGCUGGAUGAUAGUAGAUCGUGCCUAUAUGGGCGCUUUUCCUCAACCCUCUGGUGUACUAAAGACGCUGGAGUUCUUAUUAUCUAUGCUACAAUUAGCAAAUAAAGAUGGGCGGAUUGAAGAAGCUACUCCCAGUGGAAAGAGUCUCUUAUCUAUUGGAAGAGGGAGCAGGCAACUUGAUGCUUAUGUACAUUCAAUUCUUAAAAAUACAAAUCGUAUGAUACUGUAUUGUUUUCUGCCAUCAUUUUUGUCUACAAUAGGAGAAGAUGAUCUCCUUUUGUGCUUAGGUUUGCUCAUCGAACCGAAGAAGAGACUGUCCUCUAACUCUUCAUAUGAUAAUUCAGGAAUUGAUAUCUACACAGUGUUACAGUUAUUAGUUGCUCACAGGCGAAUUCUAUUCUGUCCCAUCAAUAUGGAUACCGACAUAAACUGUUGUCUUUGUGUGAAUUUAAUAUCUCUGCUCCGAGACCAAAGGCAGAAUGUACAGAACGUGGCAGUUGAUAUUGUCAAGUAUCUCCUGGUGCAUCGCCGGGUAGCUCUAGAAGAUUUACUGGUCUCUAAACCAAACCAAGGGCACCAACUGGAUGUGCUACAUGGGGGAUUUGACAAGUUAUUGACUGAAAAUUUAUCUGCUUUCUUUGAGUGGCUUCAGAGUUCUGAACUGAUGGUGAAUAAAGUACUUGAGCAGUGUGCUGCCAUUAUGUGGGUACAGUAUAUUACUGGAUCAUCAAAAUUUCCCGGAGUGAGAAUUAAAGCUAUGGAAGGUCGUCGCAAGAGAGAAAUGGGGAGAAAAUCAAAGGAUACAUCAAAGUCAGAUCUAAAGCACUGGGAGCAGGUGAAUGAACGGAGAUAUGCACUGGAAUUGGUGCGCGAUGCAAUGUCCACCGAGCUGAGAGUUGUGCGUCAAGACAAGUAUGGGUGGGUUCUGCAUGCUGAGAGUGAGUGGCAAACACAUCUCCAACAACUUGUUCAUGAGCGGGGAAUAUUCCCAAUGCGAAAAUCCUCUGUUACUGAAGAUCCUGAUUGGCAACUUUGCCCAAUUGAAGGUCCAUACAGGAUGCGCAAAAAAUUUGAGCGCUGCAAAUUGAAAAUUGAUACUAUCCAAAACGUUCUUGAUGGACAAUUUGAAGUAGGGGCAGCAGAGCUGUCAAAAGAAAAAAAUGAGAACGAUUUGGAUGCUUCGGAUAAUGAUUCUGAAUCAUUCUUUCAACUUUUGACUGAUAGUGCCAAACAGAAUGGCCUUGAUGGUGAGCUGUAUGAUGGAUCAUUUUUUAAAGAACCAGAUAAUGUCAAAGGUGUUGCUUCUGUUAGGAAUGAAUGGAAUGAUGACAGAGCUAGUAGUAUCAAUGAAGCAAGUCUGCACUCUGCACUUGAGUUUGGUGUCAGGUCUAGUGCAGCGUCCGUGCCUCUUGAUGAUAGUGUACAAGAAAGAUCUGACCUAGGGUCCCCAAGGCAAUCUUCUUCUGCAAGAAUUGAUGAUGUCAAAGUUACAGAUGAUAAAUCAGACAAGGAACUUCAUGAUAAUGGUGAAUACCUGAUCAGACCUUAUCUGGAACCUUUUGAAAAGAUACGAUUUCGAUAUAACUGUGAACGAGUUGUGGGUCUUGACAAGCAUGAUGGUAUAUUUUUAAUAGGCGAGCUUUCUCUGUAUGUUAUUGAAAAUUUUUAUAUUGACGACUCCGGGUGCAUUUGUGAAAAGGAAUGCGAAGAUGAACUCUCUAUUAUUGAUCAGGCUCUGGGUGUAAAGAAAGAUGCUACAGGCUGUAUGGAUUUCCAAUCCAAGUCAACUUCGUCUUGGGGAGCAACUGUAAAGUCAGGGGUUGGGGGAAGAGCAUGGGCCUAUAACGGUGGUGCAUGGGGAAAGGAGAAAGUGUGUACUAGUGGUAAUCUACCUCAUCCUUGGAACAUGUGGAAACUCAACAGUGUUCAUGAGAUUCUGAAGCGUGAUUACCAGCUGCGUCCUGUUGCUGUUGAAAUUUUUAGCAUGGAUGGAUGUAAUGAUCUCCUGGUGUUCCACAAAAAAGAAAGGGAAGAAGUUUUCAAAAAUCUAGUAGCCAUGAAUCUUCCCAGGAAUAGCAUGUAA
Messenger RNA from Prunus armeniaca (apricot), 9006 nucleotides. Lineage: Eukaryota; Viridiplantae; Streptophyta; Magnoliopsida; Rosales; Rosaceae. The record is from the annotation of a GenBank genome assembly.